CGAAUCUUACAUAUCUGAGAGCAGAGUGUCCCAGCUAGGGUCAAGAGGUGACUUAUCAAAGAUUUAUAAGAUCAACUUAUAAUGCAAUUUACUCAGUCAGUUCUGUGCAGUCUUUCGAAAACGUUACAAUUUGAUAAGAAUGGCUGCCAAAAUAAUUCCUCAUUCUCAAGCACCUUCGCUUCUGGAUCCUUCAGACAAACUUCGUCCAGAGCCAAUUUACGCUGGAAAAUUGAAAAAUGAAUUCAGAAAUUACGAUGAAGAUGCUGACGAUCCAAUUAAGGAACGUGUGCGAAAAACGUAUUUACACAUGCAUACGUAUCAAACUGUCGAUUUUGUUCGUUCUCGAAUGUUCGAAUGGCUAAAAUUUAAUAAAUUCAAGAUGUCCAUAAAAGACGCUCUAAUCAAAUUAAACGAUUUGGUUGACGAAAGUGAUCCUGACAUUGACUUACCAAAUAUUAUUCACGCUUUUCAAACGGCAGAAGGUAUAAGAGAGGUACAUCCAGAUUUAGAUUGGUUUCAUCUCACAGGACUGAUUCAUGAUGUUGGCAAGGUCAUGGCCUUUUACGGAGAACCGCAAUGGGCCGUUGUAGGCGAUACAUUUCCGGUUGGAUGUGCUUGGGGUAACUCAAUUGUUUACAGAGAAACAAGCUUCGAGGAUAAUCCAGACGGAAAGGACAGUCGCUAUAACACAAAGUAUGGAAUUUACAAACCUAAAUGCGGACUCGACAAACUGCUGAUGUCCUGGGGUCACGACGAAUAUUUGUAUCAAGUAAUGAAGCACAAUAAGUGUAAAAUUCCCGACGAAGGUUUGGCGAUGAUUCGCUAUCAUUCAUUUUAUCCAUGGCACGCAGGAGGUGAUUAUAUGCAUUUCUGCACAUCUUCUGACUUGGAAAAACUGAAAUGGAUUUUAGAAUUCAACAAAUUCGAUUUAUACACGAAGAACGAGAACGUACCUGACAUUGAGGAAUUAUGGCCUUAUUAUGAAAGUCUAAUUAAUAAAUAUAUGCCCGGAGUCUUGGAAUGGUGAAAAAUUUGGAACUGUACUGAAAACUAAUUUUUAUUUUCGUUUUAAAAAUAAAAGAAG
Leptopilina heterotoma is the source of this 1084-nucleotide messenger RNA. It is a transcript of the gene Miox, whose product is annotated as inositol oxygenase. Gene Ontology annotation, biological process: inositol catabolic process. The transcript has 6 exons. Gene Ontology annotation, cellular component: cytoplasm. The record is from RefSeq and is a predicted model, not a curated record. Lineage: Eukaryota; Metazoa; Arthropoda; Insecta; Hymenoptera; Figitidae. Bases 140 to 1027 code for a protein of 295 amino acids. Gene Ontology annotation, molecular function: iron ion binding; inositol oxygenase activity.